Sinocyclocheilus grahami is the source of this 1876-nucleotide messenger RNA. RefSeq names its product cilia- and flagella-associated protein 58. The transcript is spliced from 13 exons. The record is from RefSeq and is a predicted model, not a curated record. The annotation marks the transcript as partial. NCBI's taxonomy places the organism in Eukaryota, Metazoa, Chordata, Actinopteri, Cypriniformes, Cyprinidae. Gene Ontology annotation, cellular component: cytoskeleton.
ACUGAGGAAAGCACCUUUGAAGCAUUGGAAAAAGACAUCCAGGAGGUUUUAAAUGAGUUAUUAGGAGACGAAAAGUUUGAGAAGUUCCGUGUGGAAUAUGAGAAGAUCGCCAAAGCUCUUCGGAAGUCCCACGAGAACGAAAAGAGACUGAUGUCCAAAUGCAGGGAGCUGAACGCAGAGAUAAUGUCCAACACCGUCAAAGUAUCCACAGCCAUGAAACUAGCUGAUGAAGAUCAAGCCACAAUCACCUCUCUUAAAAUGGAAAUUGACAAGGCUUGGAAAAUGGUUGAAGCUUCACAUGCAAAGGAGUUGCAGAUGAAAGAAGAGGAAGUAACCCAGCUGAAACAGGAGAUCACUAAACUUACCAAAAUGAGAGAAGGAGUGCAGAGGAGACUCAGACAGAUGGAGGAACAGAAAGUGGAGGUGGAGAAUCAGAGAGAAACACUGAAGAAUCAGAUUACUGGACUGGAUAGAGAAAUGGAGACUGCAAAAAAGCAGAUGGAUAUGGACAAGAAGGCUAUAGAUGAACUGGUGCGGGAGAGGGACAUCCUGAAUAAGGUUCUUGAGAAUAUUGAGGACAUUAAACUGAAGGAGAUGCAUAUAUUUGAGUAUAAGAAGAGAAUCGCAGAAGCUGAAACAAAGCUGAAGCAGCAGCAGAACCUCUAUGAGGAUGUCAGGACAGAGAGGAACCUCUUCAGCAAGAACCUGAUUGAGGCCAAGGAUCAGAAUGCUGAGAUGAAACGCAAGGUGAAGAUCGUGAACCACAUGUUCGAACAGCUAAAAGAUGAAAUCACCACAAAAGAGGUGGCUCUAGACAAGGAGCGCCAGGAGUUUCAGCGUGUAGAGAGAGAAAGGGAAAAUCUCAAGGCCGAGCUACAGAAGAUGAGGCAACAGGCUCAGGAGACGAAGCAGUUCAUUGAGAAACAGGAGGCAGAGGAACGCGAGCUGCUGAAGAUCAUAGCAGAGGCUGAUGCUGAGAGGAUCCGGCAGAAAAAAGAGCUCGAUCAGGUGAGAAAUGAGCGUGACCUCCUGGGGAUGCAGUUGAUGAAGAGAAACGAAGCACUGGCAUUACUGUACGAAAAGAUCAAAAUCCAGCAUUCCAUCAUGAACAAGGGUGAUAUUCAGUACAAUGAAAGAUUGGAGGAUAUCAGACUCCUGAAGCUAGAGAUCAAGAAGCAAAGACGAGAAAAGAACAUCCUCAACAAGACCGUCUCUAAUGUGGAGGACCUCAGACAUGAAGUGUUUCAUAUGCAGAGGGAGCUGCUGAAAGAGAGGACAAGAUGCCGAGCUCUAGAGGAUGAGCUUGGCAAUCCCUUGAAUGUACACCGCUGGAGAAAACUAGAGGCGAGUGAUCCAAGCAGCUUUGAACUGAUUCAGAAGAUUCAUUCUCUUCAACGGAGGCUGAUAGCUAAAACUCAGGAGGUUGUGGAGAAAGAGCUUAUGCUACAGGAGAAAGAGAAACUUUACGUCGAGCUGAAGCACAUCCUUGCUCGGCAACCUGGUCCAGAAGCAGCGGAAAAACUACAGGUUUAUCAGCGAACACUCCGGGAGAAGACCAAACAACUGAAGGUCCUAACAGCAGAGCUCAACAUGCACGAGUCCCAAUCAGAAGACUACAAGUAUGAGAUCGAACGUCUUGCCCAUGAACUUCAAGAAGUCAAGAAAAAAUACCUCGCACAGAAACGGAAAGACCAGGAGCACAGGGAGAAGGAACGAAAUCUCACCCAGGCAGGACAGCCUGUGAUUCAGCCUCAGCGUCCAGACGGCGCUAGAUUCACUGGAGGAGGCUUCAGUUUUAAGCAGCACAACAGGAUGGCACUUCAAGCUCUGGAACAGCAGUCCUGAUGCCCGCCAGAGCCCUCUGAGGACCCUCUUC